GAGUCUCUGUCCUUUCCUGGGAAAGGUGGAAGCAGUUCAUGGUCUUUCCCUUUCAGAGGAGGAGGGGAUGGAGGGGAUUGUAUUAGCAACUGGGAUUGAAGCUCCCCCUGCCAGUUGUGGGGUGCCCUCGGGAGGGCUGCUUUAGGGGGCUUUCUGAGAAGAGGCAGGUCGGGCUGUACCUGAGACAAAUCCCCUUGAUAAAAUGGACCCAGGCCUGAAGCACUUUCAGAACGGAAGCAGCAAAGGUGAUGAUAUCGCUUGUUGCUACUCAGCUUUCAGGAGGAGGCUGGGCGUUAGAGGGAGGCUGUGGCUUAUCUCCUGCAGCUGGGCAGGACGGCUGAGUUUACUGUUGUAAUGAGGAAGCCGCUGCUUUAGUUUCCUCUUGUGAGGGCUGUGAAGAGGGCCAGGACACUGCGUUUAGGAUACCACAGCCAUUUUGUCUUGGAUAACUGGGAUUACCUGGGGACUUCAGGGCUCUUGAAAAUUUUCCACUUGUAUUUCAUAUUCACGAAAGAAUUUCCAGCCCAGGCUUUUCCUGCUCUGGCUCACUGCUGCUCACAGAUAUGCAAAACAGAGACCUCCUACUCCAGCCGGCAGACAGGACCCAGCCAGCUGCACGCAUGCACUGACUCAGCUGAGCCUCCUGGGCAGCAGGCAGCACCUGGCCCGGGUGUAUCACUUGAGUGGCAUCUUCAGGAGCAGUCAUGGAGCCAGGCUCAGCCGAGAUGCCGCGGCAGUUUCCCAAGCUGAACAUCUCUGAAGUGGAUGAGCAAGUCCGGCUCCUGGCAGAGAAGGUGUUUGCUAAAGUGCUCCGAGAAGAGGACAGCAAAGAUGCCCUGUCCCUGUUCACUGUCCCAGAGGACUGCCCUAUCGGGCAAAAGGAAGCCAAGGAGAGGGAGCUGCAGAAGGAGCUGGCAGAGCAGAAGUCUGUGGAGACCGCAAAAAGAAAGAAAAGUUUCAAGAUGAUUCGGUCCCAGUCCCUGUCUCUGCAAAUGCCGCCACAGCAAGAUUGGAAGGGCCUCCCGGCAGCCAGUCCGGUCAUGUCUCCCACAACCCCUGUGGUCACUGGAGCCACUUCCCUGCCCACGCCAGCACCCUAUGCCAUGCCUGAGUUCCAGCGGGUCACCAUCAGCGGAGAUUACUGUGCCGGGAUCACUUUGGAGGACUAUGAGCAGGCAGCCAAGAGCCUGGCCAAGGCCCUAAUGAUCCGGGAGAAGUAUGCCCGGCUCGCCUACCACCGCUUCCCGCGGAUCACAUCCCAGUACCUGGGUCAUCCGCGGGCAGAUACUGCACCUCCGGAAGAGGGCCUUCCAGACUUCCAUCCUCCUCCACUGCCCCAGGAAGACCCCUACUGCCUGGAUGAUGCACCCCCCAACCUGGAUUACUUGGUCCACAUGCAGGGGGGCAUCCUCUUCGUGUAUGAUAACAAGAAGAUGCUGGAGCGCCAGGAGCCGCACAGCCUACCCUACCCCGACCUGGAGACCUACACGGUGGACAUGAGCCACAUCCUGGCUCUCAUCACCGAUGGCCCCACGAAAACCUAUUGUCACCGACGAUUGAACUUUCUGGAAUCCAAGUUCAGCCUUCAUGAGAUGUUAAACGAAAUGUCCGAGUUCAAAGAGUUGAAGAGUAACCCCCACCGGGACUUCUAUAACGUGAGAAAGGUGGACACGCACAUCCAUGCGGCUGCCUGCAUGAACCAAAAGCAUCUGCUGCGCUUCAUCAAGCACACAUACCAGACGGAGCCUGACAGGACUGUGGCGGAGAAGCGGGGCCGGAAGAUCACCCUGCGGCAGGUGUUUGACAGCCUGCACAUGGACCCCUACGACCUCACUGUGGACUCGCUGGAUGUCCACGCGGGCCGGCAGACAUUCCACCGCUUUGACAAGUUCAACUCCAAAUACAACCCUGUGGGGGCCAGUGAGCUACGUGACCUGUAUUUGAAAACUGAAAACUAUCUGGGAGGAGAGUACUUUGCUAGGAUGGUCAAGGAGGUUGCCCGGGAGCUGGAGGAGAGCAAGUACCAGUACUCAGAGCCACGGCUCUCCAUCUACGGCCGCAGUCCUGAGGAGUGGCCCAACCUGGCCCGCUGGUUCAUCCAGCACAAGGUCUACUCUCCCAACAUGCGCUGGAUCAUCCAGGUGCCCCGGAUCUAUGACAUAUUUAGGUCAAAGAAGCUGCUGCCAAACUUUGGGAAGAUGCUGGAGAACAUCUUCCUGCCCCUUUUCAAGGCCACUAUCAACCCCCAAGAUCAUCGAGAGCUUCACCUCUUCCUUAAAUAUGUGACGGGGUUUGACAGCGUGGAUGAUGAGUCCAAGCACAGUGACCACAUGUUUUCCGACAAGAGCCCGAACCCAGACGUCUGGACCAGUGAGCAGAACCCACCCUACAGCUACUACCUGUACUACAUGUAUGCCAACAUCAUGGUGCUCAACAACCUCCGCAGGGAGCGCGGCCUGAGCACGUUCCUGUUCCGGCCACACUGUGGGGAGGCCGGCUCCAUCACCCACCUGGUGUCUGCCUUCCUCACUGCUGACAACAUUUCCCACGGGCUGCUCCUCAAGAAGAGUCCGGUAUUGCAGUAUCUCUACUACCUUGCUCAGAUCCCCAUUGCCAUGUCUCCUCUUAGCAACAACAGUUUGUUCCUCGAAUAUUCCAAGAACCCUCUGAGGGAAUUCCUGCACAAGGGACUGCAUGUUUCUCUUUCCACCGAUGACCCCAUGCAGUUCCACUACACGAAGGAAGCACUUAUGGAAGAAUAUGCCAUUGCAGCUCAAGUGUGGAAGCUGAGCACCUGCGACCUGUGUGAGAUCGCCAGGAACAGCGUGCUGCAGAGCGGCCUCUCGCAUCAGGAAAAGAAAAAGUUUCUGGGACAAAAUUAUUAUAAAGAAGGACCUGAAGGAAAUGAUAUUCGAAAGACAAAUGUGGCUCAGAUCCGGAUGGCAUUUCGAUAUGAGACCUUAUGCAAUGAGCUCAGCUUCCUGUCUGAUGCUAUGAAAUCAGAAGAGAUCACCGCCUUGACCAACUAGGUCCAGCAUUUAACAUGCAUUUUAACUUUUUGGUUCAAUUUCAAGUCUGCUGUGGCUAAUAGUGGUCAAGAUUCCGAACUAGGACUUUCCUCUGUGAAGAGGAUGCCUCUGAAGAAAUUUUAAACUGGUGAUUUUGGUUGCACUUUUCACUUUAAGAUUUAACAUGCUCACUUGUUAGUAUUUCUGAGUAACAAGAUGGUGACUUUUCCUUGGGGAUCUGGGAGCUGAGCACUUGUCUAUACUUGUUCCUAAUUUUCCAAGUAUUUCUCUUGAAACUGCCAGUGCCUGAACUGUUGGGGCCAGGAUUUUCCCUGGUCAGAUGCCAAGUAACAUGUGGUUUUCUGCCAUACUUUUCUCCAUUGGCCCAGGUAGGCUAAUUGGUAGUUGUUCAUUUCAGCCUCUGGAUGGCUGGCUGCCUUAAACACAAUCAAUUUCAAAGCUCCAUUUCAUAAAGGGGCUACUUUGAAGGAGUUAAGAUGGAAGACUUCCUUCUUGACAGUUUGUGUUUUUAGUGAAUUUCUUAAACCGUUUUAUUUAGCCCUCCUCCCCCCUUUCUAGUUGGAAGCCAAAUGUACUCAUGAAAACAGCCGCUCCUAUUCUGAGUCUUGGUUUCUUCACCUAGAAAGUGAGGGUUUGGACUAGAUGAGUGGCUUUCAGGGUGUUCUGUGAAUCUCCUCAUGAAUACUUUAGGGUGGGGGAGGGAAGGGAGUGAGUGAUGCUCAGGGGCUGUCAAAGUGACUGUGUUCAUCAGUUUUACACUGGGGCUGCUACACAAUAUUUUCAUUUGAAUGAAGAACUUCAAAAAGCACAGGACUAGAUGAUCUCUGUUCCUUUUGGCUCUAAUAUGCUACAACUGUAGGCCAAUUAUCACUUUACCAAUUAAGAGUUAGGCCAGAUAAGUGAAAUUUAACUUAAGGUCACACAACUAAUAAGUAAUAGGCCUACAACUGGAUUUCCUUAUUCCAAAUCCUGUCUUUUCCCCACUAUUCCAUUAGACCCCACAAAUGUUAGUUGUGUGUGUGUGUGUGUUUUUUUUUUUUUUUUUAAUCACUGUAACCAGGUGCAUUUUUUUAAGGCAAAAUUUCUCCCUUAUCUACUAUGACGACUUCAGAAGAUACAGUGGUCCCAGGGGCCAGGUAGAAAGCAUUUUUAAAGACCAAUCUGAAUUAAGCUUUAUCAAUGUACUCUUUAUCUGUGUUACUAGUGCCUGGUAUGUAGUAGGUGCUCAAUAAAUGCAUAUUGAAUAACUAA
This is a messenger RNA of Pongo pygmaeus (Bornean orangutan), 4280 nucleotides long. It is a transcript of the gene AMPD3, whose product is annotated as adenosine monophosphate deaminase 3. Lineage: Eukaryota; Metazoa; Chordata; Mammalia; Primates; Hominidae. Bases 705 to 3029 code for a protein of 774 amino acids. The transcript is spliced from 15 exons. The record is from RefSeq and is a predicted model, not a curated record. Gene Ontology annotation, biological process: IMP salvage; AMP metabolic process. Gene Ontology annotation, cellular component: cytosol. Gene Ontology annotation, molecular function: AMP deaminase activity.